CCUACUCUUCCACUCACUAUCACUUCCACAAGCAACUGCUUUCCUUCUUCCCUUUGUGCCUUGGUGGCUAAGCUACCUUGUUACUUGCUCAAGUGUUCGAGGAGAAACCAGCUGCGUGGUAGCAUCAUCAGCUUGGGGUCGACCGACAGAUCGAUCGAUGGCAGUGGAGGCGGUUCUUGACGCGGCGGCGACGCCGUCGCCGGAGGUGGUGUUCGCAGCUGCGGCGGCGCCGGCGACGAGCAGCGGCGGCGACGAGGAGGAGGUAGAGGGCCAGGAGGCGAAGGCGGUGACGGAUCAGCAGCAGCGCGCCGAAGGGUGGGCGAAGCGGAAGCGCUCCAGGCGCCGCCGCGAGCAGCUGCCCAGGGAGCCCACGGAGGAGGAGUACCUGGCGCUCUGCCUCGUCAUGCUGGCGCGCGGCCGCCGCGACGUCGCUGCCCCCGCGCCGCCGCAUCAGCAGGAGCCGCACGCGUGCUCCGUCUGCGGCAAGGCGUUCGCGUCCUACCAGGCGCUCGGCGGCCACAAGGCCAGCCACCGCACCAAGCCGCCGGCUCCGGUCGCUACUGCUUCGACGGCGGCCGGCGCGGAGCAGCAGCAGCAGCAGCACGCGGCGCCGGCACCGUCGUCGUCGCCCGCGGGAUCCGCCGGCGAAGGCGGCAAGCCCGCGGCCGCGGCGCACGAGUGCAACGUGUGCGGGAAGGCGUUCCCGACGGGGCAGGCGCUGGGCGGCCACAAGCGCUGCCACUACGACGGCACCAUCGGCAGCGCCGCCGCGCCAGCGCGCAGCAGCCGCGUCACGUCGUCAACGGCGGUCGGCGGCUUCGACCUGAACCUGCCGGCGCUGCCGGAUGUCCCGGAGCGGUGCGGGGCGGUGCCGGAGGAGGAGGAGGUGCUCAGCCCGCUCGCCUUCAAGAAGCCCCGGUUCAUGAUCCCCGCGUAAUUAGUCGAUCGAUCGACUCGAUCAUUUGGUGAUUAGUUAGCUAGCUCAGUUAAACUUUGUACCUAGCUUGGUUGUUGGUGGUCAUUGGUGAAUUGGUUUCAUUUGUGUACAUAUUCAUUACACAUAUAGUCUUAGCUUCAUUGUUCACUUAGGUAACAGGGGCUGCUUAGAUAGCCAAGGAUCAAUUCUUUCAUUGGUUGAAUUGGUGCAUACUGUACAGUGCAUAGUAUAUAUGUAUAUAUAUAUAAAUGUAAUAAAAUAAAAGUAUGUGUGCAAUGAAA
Molecule: messenger RNA, 1218 nt
Organism: Panicum hallii
Lineage: Eukaryota; Viridiplantae; Streptophyta; Magnoliopsida; Poales; Poaceae
Product: zinc finger protein 1-like
Exons: 1
Coding region: 158-937 (259 amino acids)
Molecular function (GO): DNA-binding transcription factor activity
Source: RefSeq, a predicted model, not a curated record